Molecule: messenger RNA, 1411 nt
Organism: Phasianus colchicus (ring-necked pheasant)
Lineage: Eukaryota; Metazoa; Chordata; Aves; Galliformes; Phasianidae
Gene: PUS1
Product: pseudouridine synthase 1
Biological process (GO): mRNA pseudouridine synthesis; tRNA pseudouridine synthesis
Cellular component (GO): nucleus
Molecular function (GO): pseudouridine synthase activity; RNA binding
Source: RefSeq, a predicted model, not a curated record
CGUAUCGCCGCACGCGCGGUGCUCCGUAAGCGGCGGCGGGGCCGGGCCGAUGCUGGCGCUGCGCUGGGGGCUGCGCGCCGCGAGCGGAGGGUUCCGACCGCGGAACGAGCUGCUCGCCAUGGCGAAGAGGCCGAGCGGGGCCGGCGAGGGACCGGAGGAGAACGGGCAGCAGGGCAAGAGGCUGAAGGGAGCCGCGGGUGAAGGGGAUGCGGAGGAGCAGAAUAAAAGGACGCCCAAAAGGAAGAUUGUGUUGUUGAUGGCGUACUCGGGGAAAGGCUACCACGGCAUGCAGAGAAAUCUGGGCUCUUCACAGUUCAAGACCAUCGAAGAUGAUUUGGUGUCUGCCCUCGUGCAGUCCGGCUGCAUCCCAGAAAACCACGGCGAAGACAUGAAGAAGAUGUCGUUCCAGCGGUGUGCUCGGACAGAUAAGGGUGUGUCUGCAGCUGGACAGAUUGUGUCGCUAAAGGUCAGGCUAAUAGAUGACAUCUUAGAAAAGAUCAAUAACCAUCUUCCUUCUCAUAUCAGAAUUCUGGGGCUGAAGAGAGUCACUGGGGGAUUCAACUCCAAGAACAAAUGUGAUGCCAGAACCUACGCCUACAUGCUGCCGACGUUUGCCUUUGCCCAUAAAGACCACGAUGUGCAGGAAGAGGCGUAUCGACUCAGCAAAGAGACCCUUGAGAAAGUCAACAGCCUGCUUGCUUGCUAUAAAGGAACACACAACUUCCACAACUUCACUUCUCAGAAGGGACCCAAGGACCCCAGCGCCAGGAGAUACAUAAUGGAGAUGUACUGCGGGGAGCCCUUUGUGCGGGAAAACAUAGAAUUUGCAGUGAUCAAAGUGAAAGGGCAGAGCUUCAUGAUGCACCAGAUAAGGAAAAUGAUUGGACUGGUGAUAGCUAUUGUGAAAGGUUAUGCUCCUGAGUCUGUUAUAGAGCGCAGCUGGGGAGAGGAGAAAGUGGAUGUCCCCAAAGCUCCUGGGCUUGGUCUGGUCUUGGAAAGAGUACACUUUGAAAAAUACAACAGACGUUUUGGAAAUGAUGGGCUGCACGAGCCGCUGGAGUGGAAGGAGGAGGAGGAGAAGAUCGCUGUUUUCAAAGAGCAGUAUAUCUAUCCUACCAUUAUUAACACAGAAAGGGAGGAGAAGUCCAUGAUGAGCUGGCUAAGCACCCUCUCCAUUCAUGACUUCAACUCCUCUGCUGCUGAGAUGGAAGCUAACAAGAAAAAUUCAAAGAACAGUGAUGUUGAAUGCAGUGAUGGUUGUGACGGUGAUUCUGACUGAGUCCAUGCGUGGUUGGACCUGGUACCCAUACUGCUCACAGCUCUGUCUACAGAAAAGUGGCCUUCCUGAUCUGAGAAUCCAGUAAAGCAGGGGAUUACGUACUUACAGAACAAGAUGCCCAGGAGAAAAUGA